UCAAGCAACUUCUCUCCUGCGCCAUCUUCAUCCCAUUCAUUCAACUCCAACACACAUAACAGAUUCCAACUACUCUACUUUUCCUUUUGCACCUUACCUGUACCAGAUUAAUGGAAUACAGAAUCUAAACAACAAAUGAUUCCGAAGACUAAAAAUAAAUAUUCAUAUUGAGCAUAACUGUGAUAAAAACUUAGGCCCUUUCCUGGAAUGAAUCCAUUGUUUAUCAAAGAAUUUGGGAGAGAGUUUUGCAGUUCUCUUUAAUGGGCUGCUGCUAUUCAUCUUCAAAGAGAACCGGAACGCCAGGUUAUGAGGAACCCACCGUUCUUGCAUCUCAGACACCUUGUGAGUAUCAUGAUCCAUCAUUGAAUGUUACUGUUAGUGAAGUAGAAGCCUUGCAUGAGCUCUUCAAGAAGUUGAGCAAUUCCAUUAUUGAAGAUAAUCUUAUUCACAGGGAAGAAUUCCAGUUGGCACUAUUCAGGAACAGAAACAAGAAAAAUCUGUUUGCGGAUAGGAUUUUUGACCUGUUUGAUCUCAAGCGCAAUGGGGUCAUUGAGUUUGGCGAAUUUGUUCAAUCAUUGGGUAUUUUUCACCCAAAUGCACCUUUAGAAGACAAAAUUACUUUUGCUUUUAGGUUGUAUGAUCUGAGGCAGACAGGGUUUAUUGAAAGGGAAGAGUUGAAGGAGAUGGUAUUGGCACUUCUGCACGAGUCGGAUCUUGAGCUUUCAGAUGAUAUGAUUGAAAGCAUUGUGGACAAGACUUUUAGUGAUGCUGAUAUAAAUGGUGAUGGAAAGAUAGAUCAAGAAGAGUGGAAAGCAUUUGUAUCCAAACACCCAUCCUUGAUAAAGAAUAUGACUCUUCCAUAUCUGAAGGAUAUUACGUUGGCAUUUCCAAGUUUUGUUGUAAGAACAGAAAUUGAAGAGUCGGAUAUGUGAAUUUGGAAGGUUUUGGCUUCAUAACAGAUGCUAUAUACUAUAUACAAGUUUAUAGUAUCUUGGAUUUCGUCUCUUGAUAUUGUUGCUGUGAAGAGAUGACCUUAGCUGCAGUGCUAAAGACAAGAACAUAAUUUGGUGUACGGUUCCCCAACAAAGUUUCUAUACCCGGUUUCGCAAAUGCGCAGCUACCAAGUAAAAUUCUCUCUAGUUAGGUAGAUAUACCAAAGGGUACGAGUUAUUCACUUGAAUUGUUAAUUCAAAUUCAAGGUUAGCUUGUACAAGCAUUUUAUAUAUAUAUAUAUAUA
Vigna angularis (adzuki bean) is the source of this 1237-nucleotide messenger RNA. RefSeq names its product calcineurin B-like protein 4. The record is from RefSeq and is a predicted model, not a curated record. Gene Ontology annotation, biological process: calcium-mediated signaling. Gene Ontology annotation, molecular function: kinase binding; calcium ion binding. Lineage: Eukaryota; Viridiplantae; Streptophyta; Magnoliopsida; Fabales; Fabaceae. The transcript has 10 exons. Bases 261 to 932 code for a protein of 223 amino acids.